AUGAUCCUUUCUAAAUGGAUUCCUACCCUUUUGGGUGGCCUUCUGGCUACCCAAGGCGCGCUAGCCAUCACCCUCAAUGUCGAGGAUCCAGACUCAAUAAAAUCAGCUGCCAAAACAGUCGCUUCCGGCAUGAUCACCUACUACAAUAACCGCAAUGAAAAGGCCAUUCCCGGAAAAUUAGACGACACAUGGUGGGAGGGUGGUUCGAUGUGCAUGAUCCUCAUCCAGUACUGGUUUUUGACCGGUGACACCCAGUUCAACAACGCCGUCCAAGAUGGCAUGUACUGGCAGCAGGGCGACGAUAACUUUUUCCCAUCCAACUACAGUCAGUAUCUAGGCAACGAUGACCAGGUUUUCUGGGGAUUAGCAGCCAUCACUGCUGCUGAACUGAAUUAUCCCGAACGUUCCGGUCAGCCGUCGUGGCUUUCUUUAGCCCAAGGUGUUUUCAAUACACAAGUGCCCCGCUGGGAUACCAGUAGCUGUCAUGGUGGCAUGCGCUGGCAGAUUUGGCCAUAUCAGUCUGGCUACCAGACUAAGAAUGCGAUUUCUAACGGUGGGUUAUUCCAAUUGGCUGCGCGACUUGCUCUUUUCACCAAUAAUGAGACAUAUGCAACCUGGGCUGAACGGAUCUGGGAUUGGAGUGCGAGCACUCCCCUUCUAAGGGAAACUUGGGUCAUUGCUGAUAGUACGAGCUGCGAAAGCCAAUGUACCGAUCAUGGCGAUUAUCAGUGGACAUACAACUAUGGGACGUACAUUAGCGGCGCGGCCUACAUGUACAACUACCUAACAAUAUUGCAGACAAGCGGGACUCAGAAAUGGAAAGACGGUAUUGUUGGCUUACUUGGGGUUUCAGACCAAUUCUACCCGACAGGCAAGACCUACGACAACGCCGAUGGUAAUAUCCUAUCCGAAUUCACUUGUGAGCCCUCUGGAAAAUGCGAUCGGAACCAAAUCACCUUUAAAGCCUAUUUCUCUUCUUGGCUUGCAUUCAUGACCACAAUCGUACCCGGCACCUCGGAUUUGGUGAUGCCAAAACUGAAGACCUCAGCACAGGCUGCUGCCCUGGCCUGCACUGGUCUCUCCGAUGGUUCUCAUUGCGGAACGAAGUGGUACACACAAAGCUGGGAUGGUACCGACGGGCUAGAGCAGCAAAUGGCUGUAUUGGGAAUUUUCAAUUCGCUUCUGGUGCCGUUCAAGAAUAAGGCGCCUUUCACCUCUGAUACUGGUGGUACCUCAAAAAGCAAUCCCAGUGCUGGUACGAAUAGCUCCGAUGUGAUUCCUCAAAUACACCCGGUCACUACGGCGGAUCGGGCUGGCGCCGGUAUCUUGACGGCUGUGUUUGUUGCUGGCUGGGGUUUGGCCAUCACAUGGAUGGUUCGAGGCGGGUGA
Molecule: messenger RNA, 1389 nt
Organism: Penicillium angulare
Lineage: Eukaryota; Fungi; Ascomycota; Eurotiomycetes; Eurotiales; Aspergillaceae
Product: glycoside hydrolase family 76 protein
Exons: 3
Coding region: 1-1389 (462 amino acids)
Biological process (GO): fungal-type cell wall biogenesis; carbohydrate catabolic process
Molecular function (GO): mannan endo-1,6-alpha-mannosidase activity
Source: RefSeq, a predicted model, not a curated record